GCACUUUUUAAGUGGUGACGAGCGAACGAAUCGGUCGCGUUUGGCUGCCGUAAAGAGCCUGAAAGUCCUUUUGUUUCAAAAGAAAUCUUAUUUGAAGAUCCCUGAUCCCUCGAAGGAUCGUCUAGUGUAAUAGUUAGACUAGGUAAUUUGCUUUUGGAAAAAUAAGGACACUUUUGUUCUUCGAUUGUUGCCCCGCAAUCACAACAAAAAAAAGACAACAAAGCGGAGACAAAGAAACGAAACGAGCGCCAAACGAAGUCAGUUACGGAAAAACCUUGAAGGUGACUCACUGCCAAUAUCACUGCCGAUUCGGAGACUGAUCACUGCCAGUUGAAACAACAACACAUAUCCUUGGAGCACCUAAUAAGCGGAGUCCCCGGAAUAAAAAACGGAAGCGAUAUCCGGAAUGGAGCCGCACGAACGUGAGAUUGGAAUGCCGAAGAAGCAUCGCGAGCACAUUCGCAAGAAUCUGGAUCUGCUGGUGAAAUCGACGAACUAUGGUCAAGUGGCUGCCGAAUGCGUCCGCCUGGGCCUCCUGUCUAUCACGAUGCUCAGGAACGUGGAGGAUCUCAAUGGGGAGCGAUUCAACAUGGACGAGGAGGAUGUGCGAUUGGAGAUGCAUCGUGCGCUGUUUUUGAAGAUCACCAAGCGAGGCCCCACCGCCUACAAUCUUCUCAUUACUGCCCUGAAAAAUGUGAAUUGUUUGGAUGCCGCCAAGCUACUCGAAUCCGUGGAGGAACCCAGUUCAAGGCCACCGUUUAUCUCGCUAAACGAACGGAAGACCAGUCGCAAAUCAGCGGACAUCGUGGAUACUCGGUCGCCAGAUACCUGCGAAGGAGCCUGUGUCAGCAAGAGGCCCAUAAACGAACCGCUCGGACCGAUCACCCCGUUCGAGGAGCCCAUCGAAGGAGAACUGCGCGAGGUGAAGAAGUCGGACAAGAUACACACGGAUGACGUCGUUGGCACAUAUAAAAUGCAAUCACGCCACAACCGCGGUGUGCUGCUCAUGGUGAACAUCAUUGACUUUCGGGAUCCCAAACGCAAGCGAAAUGGCGCCGAGGUGGACAGUAAUUCGCUCAUCCACCUUUUCCGCGAAAUGGGAUUUACCAUUUUUGCCUAUGGCAAUAUGGAUCAGCAGCAGUUCUUCAAAAUACUUGACCAAGUUACCUCGUCGACGUAUGUCCAAAACACCGAGUGCUUUGUAAUGGUGCUAAUGACGCAUGGCAAUCGAGUGGAGGAGAUCGACAAGGUGGAGUUCUCCGACGGAUCCGUUGUCGAUAUGCACAGGAUUAAGAGCCACUUCCAGGCGCACAUCAGUCCGUACUUGGUGCACAAGCCAAAGGUGCUAAUCUUUCCCUUUUGCCGCGGCGAACAUCCCGAUAUGGGACAGCCGAAGGGUCACUAUGAUGCCACGGAGCCUGUGCUUCCACUGCCGAAACAGCUUGAACCUCAAAUCGAGACGGAGGGCAUGUCCUCCGUCUACACAAAUGUGCCAACUCUCGCCGAUACUCUCAUCUGCUAUGCCAACACUCCGGGUUAUGUUACACACAGGGAUUCCGAGACGGGCAGCUGGUACAUCCAGAAGUUCUGCGACGUGAUGGCCGAGCAUGCCCACAAUACAAACGUCGAGGACAUCCUAAAGAAAACGCACGCCUCCGUGGGCAAUAUGCGCACCAAAAAGGGUUCGAUGCAGACUGGUGCCUUCGACAAUCUUGGCUUCAACAAGAAACUCUACUUCAAUCCGGGAUUUUACAGCGAAUAGCAGCAGACACUGCCCAUAAUGAAAGCAUUCCCGACUUAAUAUUUGCAUUUUUAAACCAAUUUAUGUUCGUAUCGUCGCAUUUAUGUCGUUUAGAUUAUGUGUGCUAGCUAUAUGUGUGUUUUGUAAGCAAUACUCGUCUACUUGUUCUUCAAAUUCGUAUUGUAUACCUAUUUAAGGGUAGAAAAAUUAUGUAUUUGUAUGUGAUAACUGCCAGCUAAUUGAAAAACAAAUUCUAAAUUUAAUUCAUCCAUCCAGCCAAAUUUAAGAAAUGGAAAAGUUAAGUACAAUUCGGAACAAUUUUCAGUCUGUUUUCAAUAGAUUAGAAAAGGAACAAUUAAGUAAGUUAAACACACUUUUUCAGUCUAAUUUUAGAGACUUUACUUUUACAAAAUAAACGAUUUUUCAUUUUUCGACAGAACGAAAUGUUUUGUAAAAGAA
This is a messenger RNA of Drosophila ficusphila, 2200 nucleotides long. RefSeq names its product caspase Dronc (gene Dronc). The transcript has 2 exons. NCBI's taxonomy places the organism in Eukaryota, Metazoa, Arthropoda, Insecta, Diptera, Drosophilidae. Gene Ontology annotation, molecular function: cysteine-type endopeptidase activity. Gene Ontology annotation, biological process: proteolysis. The coding region runs from base 407 to 1762 and encodes 451 amino acids. The record is from RefSeq and is a predicted model, not a curated record.